This is a messenger RNA of Solea senegalensis (Senegalese sole), 3458 nucleotides long. It is a transcript of the gene irs2a, whose product is annotated as insulin receptor substrate 2a. The record is from RefSeq and is a predicted model, not a curated record. Gene Ontology annotation, biological process: insulin receptor signaling pathway. Gene Ontology annotation, molecular function: insulin receptor binding; phosphatidylinositol 3-kinase binding. Bases 240 to 3401 code for a protein of 1053 amino acids. Lineage: Eukaryota; Metazoa; Chordata; Actinopteri; Pleuronectiformes; Soleidae. Gene Ontology annotation, cellular component: plasma membrane; cytosol. The transcript has 3 exons.
AGAGCACCAGCAGCGUCACAUGUUGUUUUUCUCCAGGAUCAGAUCAGUGCCUGCUCUGGUGCCACUACACUGUCUCAUCUGCCACAGCUGACGCACAUGUAAGUGUCUGCAAUGGAUUAGAUUCAAACGUGUUGUCUUUUCUUUUUUUUAAAAAAAAACCAAAACUUUUUAUUCUUGCUGGUUAUCCAGAAAAUAAGGACUGUGCUUGUUUUGCAACUUGGAAAUAGUAGUGGCGAGAAAUGGCAAGUCCUCCGACGACGGGAGGACACCUGUUAUCUAAUGGGACGAGUGGCGUGAAGAAGUGCGGUUAUCUAAGGAAGCAGAAACACGGACACAGGCGCUUCUUCGUUCUGCGGGAGGCGACCGAGCGCUGUCCGGCGCGCCUGGAGUAUUAUGAAAGCGAGAAGAAAUGGAGGAACAAGUCCGCAGCGAAACGGUUGAUAUCUUUGGACUCAUGUCUGUGCGUAAACAAACGGGCUGACGCCAAACACAAGCACCUCAUCGCCCUCUACACCAAGGACGAGUACUUUGCUGUGGCUGCGGACAACGAGCAGGAGCAGGAGAGCUGGUACACGGUUUUGACUGAUUUAAUAUCUGAGGGGAAAGUGUUCGACAGCCCCGCAGCCACCUCCUCCUUAGUUGGCUUUGAGGAGGCCAGUUAUGGACUCAUUACUCCUGCAACUGCUGCAUAUAAGGAGGUUUGGCAGGUCAACAUGAAAUCCAAAGGCUUGGGUCAGAUCAAGAACCUCACUGGAGUGUACAGGCUGUGUUUGUCCAGCCGGACUAUCAGCUUUGUGAAAUUGAACUCUGAAACAGCAGCUGUCAGUUUACAGCUCAUGAACAUCCGCAGAUGUGGUCACUCAGACAGUUUCUUCUUCAUAGAGUUGGGGCGGUCAGCGGUCACUGGGCCAGGGGAGUUCUGGAUGCAGGCAGAGGACUCCGUGGUGGCACAGAACAUCCAUGAGACCAUCUUGGAGGCCAUGAAAGCCAUGAAGGAGCUGUCUGAGUUCAGGCCCCGAAGCAAAAGCCAGUCAGCAAGCACUAACCCCAUUUCUGUGCCCACACGACGGAACCUCAACAACCCCCCUCCUAGUCUGACUGGCCUGGUGAGGAGGUCCAGGACAGAUAGCAUGGCAGCCUCUUCCCCGGGGAGAAAGUUCACAUCCUGUCGGAUAAGAACGGCCAGUGAGGGAGAUGGAUGUGUAACCCGGCCCGUUUCCAUGUCCAUAUCUGUGAGUGGGAGUCCCACCAGUCCAAACUCUGGGAAUCACCUCAUCAGGUCCCACACCCUCAGCAGUGGGCGCACCUGCAGAAUGCUAGAGUCAGCCUCCAGCCUGCAUCACAGCCGUUCCAUGACAAUGUCCAACUCUCCUCCGGCUGCAUCCAGCCCCAUCAGUGUGUCUCCAAGAGGUGGGGCUAGUAUCUCCACUCCCGACAAAGCCAGGCGGCCGUUCAGCUGCAGCGCCUCCAUCUCUGGCUCCCUCAGUGACACAGGCUUCAUACUGUGUGAUGACUACAGCUCCAGUCCAGGCGAUCUCAAAUUUCUCCCCCUGACCCGCAGCAACACCCCUGACUCUCUGUCCAGCACACCUCCAUCACGUGACAUCAGUGACCCCUGUGGUUACAUGAUAAUGGAGGGCGCAAAUGGGAGUCAGACAUUCGACAAGGCUUACAGGAAGCGGACGCACUCCCUCACCACACCACGUCAGAAAAGGGUAGUGGCGCCGCUUUCCUCUGCCUCACUGGAUGAGUACACGCUCAUGAGAAUGGCACAUGGACAGAAUUGUCACUCCGCCUCACCCAAAGUCUGCUACCCUGAGGAUUACGGAGACAUUGAAAUUGGUUCAUCCAGGAGCUCAAGUAGUAACAUCGCCGAUGAUGGUUACAUGCCGAUGACUCCAGGUGUAGCAUCACACUCUGGAAAAGCAGAUAACUAUGUGCCCAUGAGCCCCAUGUGUGUCUCUGCUCCAAAGCAGAUUGUGAAUCCCAGGGUGCAUCCUCAGGUGGCUGCUGGUGGCAGCUUCAAAACCAACUCCCCCUGCAGUAGCUCUCUGGAGGACAAUGGCUACAUGAGAAUGUGGUGCAGCUCCAAAUCCUCCAUGGAGAGCCUAGACAAGCAUGGUGAAUACAUGAACAUGUCACCCGGAAAUCCACCUUCUCUCCAGACUCCCCCUGACUACUACCAGGGUCCGGUUGCUUGUGAACCAGCAGCAGUGAAGUCAGCUCACCAGGCCGGCUCCUUAACAUUACCUGCUAAGCUUCAGACCUCAAAGAAUGACGAUAACAGCCAGUAUGUGUUGAUGAGUCCUCAGAGUUUGAGGCAGAAGGGUGGAGAGUCUGACUACUACUCCGUGAUGCAGCCCAGUGCAGCACAAACCUCACCACUGAGCCCCUCAAUGCCGUCUCCUGUCAGGCACGGCCGCGUGGAAAACCCAGCCUACAGAGGGAGGUUGGGCAGACCCAACAGGUUAUCCCUCGACAGUGUGAGGACGCUCCCCAGCAUGAAUGAACACCCCCUGCCUGGAGAGCCCCGGAGUCCCGGGGAGUAUAUUAAUAUUGACUUCAGCUGCACUAGAUUCUCCCCACACUCCACCAUGUCCACAGAGAGCCAGUCCUCAUCUCUGGGCUCCAGUGGAGAGGUCCAGGGGAGGUCGUCGCUGACAGACUACAUAAACCUGGACCUGGGCUCACACUCACCAAAGGAGGCUGACACUCCUACUGAGCGCCUGGACACACUCCCAGAGUUAUCUAUGUGCCCCUGCUCAGAGGAGGAUGGUGUGUACCAUCUGGGCAGUGAGAAAGGGUCUCAGGGCCUCGGAAAUGAGGUGAAAAAUGACUACACAGAGAUGGCAUUUGGAAUGACCAGCUCGCCUCCACAGCUUGUUCCUCAGAACACAGCAAGCCAGAGCAACAGGGAGAGGAGGCUCUCUCAAGAGGACCAGGGAGUCCCAGAACGCAUCGGGGUUUUCCUGCUGGGGGCCACAUCAUCCAACACAGUGGACCCUGACUGCUCUGCCAAGGUGAUCAGGGCCAACCCACAGGGACGCCGGCGCCACAGUUCCGAGACUUUCUCCUCCACUGCCACUGUAACUCCUGUCUUCCCCUCCUUCGCUCAUGGCGAAAUGGUGAGGAGGCCCAGCUCAGUUGAGAACAUCUCAUCCCGCAGCAGUGAGGGCUCUGACGAGGAGUAUGGCAGCCCGGUGAACCGCCAGGCCUCAGCUGGCUACCCCAAUGGACUGAACUAUAUUGCCUUGAACCUGCUGGACAACAGAGAUGUGAAGAAAUGCGAAGAGCUGGUUGGCUUCAAUCCCACUAGCUGCAAAGGGGGCAUCAAUGGAUUACUCAGCACUCCAUAUGUCUGUUUGGGAUUCAAGGAGGCUGCCACCACUGCCAAAGACUGAGAGACUCCUCCGUCCUCUGACUUGGCAUCUUCAUCAACCUGCUGCUCAAAUAACCCC